Molecule: messenger RNA, 4007 nt
Organism: Astyanax mexicanus (Mexican tetra)
Lineage: Eukaryota; Metazoa; Chordata; Actinopteri; Characiformes; Acestrorhamphidae
Gene: hapln1a
Product: hyaluronan and proteoglycan link protein 1a
Exons: 4
Coding region: 247-1254 (335 amino acids)
Biological process (GO): cell adhesion
Molecular function (GO): hyaluronic acid binding
Source: RefSeq, a predicted model, not a curated record
UGGGGACCUCUGAGGAGCCCAAACUUUCCUGUGGCACCUCCACCAUCUGCAGCCUCUGCACCUCUCCACCACAAAGAGAAAAAAAGAAGGAGAAGACCAGACUGAAGAUUUUGAGAACGUGUGCAUCAUCCAGUGUUAGUGUCUAGGGUUUAGUGUUCUGUUUUCCCUCCUUUCUUUUCUAUUUUAGCUUUUGUAAUAAAGAGGCCCUUAGACAAAGACAAGAAGACAAAGAAGAAGAAAAAGAAGAUGAUCAGACUACUUUGCUUGGCGCUCUUCUUCCUGGCCCUGGCCAACAAUGUCUACACUGCAGAACACUUACAAAUCUUCGCCAGCCCUGGUGACAAUGUUACCCUGCCUUGCCGGCUGGACCGAAAGCCCGGUUUCUCUUUUGGUGGUAUGGGAAACAGAAUCAAGUGGACCAAGCUCGAGGACGCCUUCAACGAAGUGGACGUGGUAGUCUCAAUGGGCUUCCACAAGGUCAAAUAUGGGCGCUACGAAAACCACGCCCACCUCCAGGAGGCUGAUGAAAACGAUGCCACCUUGGUUAUUAACAGCAUCCAGCUGGACGACUUCGGCACCUACAAGUGUGAGGUCAUCAACGGCAUGGACGAAACCAUCGUUCAAGUGGAAGUUCGGAUGCUAGGGGAAGCAUCUCUCUCUUCCACAGGGGUUGUUUUUCCAUACUCUCCACGUUUGGGGCGCUACAACCUGAACUUCCACGAUGCGGAGGCAGCUUGCCUGGACCAGGAUGCUGUGGUGGCCAACUUCGAACAGCUCUAUCAGGCCUGGAAAGGUGGGCUGGACUGGUGCAAUGCUGGCUGGCUAAGUGACGGAACCGUGCAGUACCCCAUCACCAAACCUAGGGAGCCAUGCGGAGGCAGGAGGAACGGGGCUGGGCUGAGAAACUACGGUCGGCGGGACAAGUCCAGCAGCCGCUUUGACGUCUUCUGCUUCACCAGUGAACUGAAAGGUCAAGUCUUUUUCAUUGACCAGAAGAUGACCUUCACCGAGGCAGAACAGGCCUGUCAGAAUGACAGAGCUGAGCUCGCCAAGACCGGGCACAUGUACGCCGCCUGGAAGCUGCAAGGCUAUGACCGCUGCGACGCCGGCUGGUUGUCAGAUGGCAGCGUGCGCUACCCCAUCUCCCGGCCCAGAAUGAAGUGCAGCCCCACGGAAGCCGCCGUCCGCUUCGUCGGUUUCCCCGACAAGAAAAACAAGCUUUACGGCGCUUACUGCUACAGAGCUCAGCAGUGAGGGUAUGUAGGGUAUAUCUCAUCACCUUAGCUCACAGAGCGACGACAAGCAGCAACAAAACACGUAUCAGAUCUGAAACCUGCACAGCAAUUUAGCAAGAACUAGCAUUCAAACUGUGAUCAACUUUUUUAUAUACGUAUACUUACAAAAGCAGUGAAUCUCAACUUUGAUCCUGGAGUACAUUUUAUUUAGUUCGGUCUCACUUUAAUAAAAAAAAAACACUAGGGUACUCCAGGACCAAGGCUGGAAAUCAAUGCUUAAACUCAAGAUACUGAAGGAAAAAAACAGUUUUUCCAUUUUUUAAUACUGAUUUCUGUUAUUUGAUGCUGCAUUGAUUUUUAUAUACAGUAAGAUAAAAAAGAUAUACAAAGUAACUUUCCAGUUAUAUCAUUUUCUAAACCAAUACUUUUAAAAAAAAAUGGAAAUACAAGGAAAUUUAGUCUAAAACAAGCAAAUCUUUGACUUACGUUUCUUGUUAUUAGUCAAAGCAAAAGGCCACUAAAAGUAUUUUUUUUUGUAUUGAAAGACAAUAAAACUGUCUUACUUUCCAGUAUCAAGCAUUUGUUCUACACUUAUGUAUCUACAUUAAUGUAUGUGGUCCAAACUUUUACCGAGCCUGGUAACAAAUUGGUAAUAUCACAGUAGAUAACUGUCAUUAGUUGUCAUUUAUAAUUUAACCUGUUUGUUUAACCUUUUUCCCCCUAUAGAUUCAAAUCCCUUCCUAUGAAUCCUGUAUUCAUAACGCAUUAUACGGAACACGUAUGCCUUAUUGCUGUAAGCUUAUAUAAUAAGUCAUAAUUGCUAAAAUAGCACAUAAAUAGCAUGUUAUAAAUUGCUAUAAAGUGUUUGACUUUAUAAAAGGAUGUUUCAUAAUAAUAAUAAUAAAAAAAAAAAAAAAUAAUAAUAAUAAUAAUAAUAAUAAUAAUAAUUCCUUACAAUAAAAGUUCAUAAGAACAAUAAUAUGUCAUCAAGAUACGCGUCAUGUUCUUCAGUAUAGGUACACUAUAAGUCAUAGGUUAUAAUAAAGCUUAGCUGAUGGUCAAUAUAAGGUGUCAUGAAUACAGCAUUCAUAGUAAGUGUUAUUGUUUUUUGUUUUUGAUUUUUUUUAUAUUACAAUGCCUUUGUGUUUUUUUGUAAUUUUUGUAUGAUUCUUUUUAUGUGUAUCCUGAUUUAGGAAAAAUAACCCAAUUCUUUUGGAAGAAGAUCUUUGACAAGUCCAUUUUUUAAAACUGUUGUAAAAGAGGACUAGGACAGUAUAAUUUCGUUUUUUUACUUUUUUCUUUCCAAGCAGCACAGCUGGCACAAUUAUUUUUUUGACAAGCUGCUGGCGAUGCAAUGGUGUUCUAAAUGCUUGUGAAAAACUGCAAAACAAGCGCAGUUCCAUUGCAUAUGAAAUUUACAGUAGCAGGGCACAGUUGUGUAGGCUUAAAGGAGAAACCCGGUGUGAAAUACACUUGGGGUGUACUAAAACAUACUAAUAACCAGUAUGAAUUUGUGUGAAAUAGUCCACCUCUGUUCUCUUCGAUCAUUCUGAAAUGGGCUUACAAUGCAAGCGAUUGGGGCAAAGCAUGCUUAGGCCAUGCUAAUUUUUUUUUUUUUUUUUUUUUUUUUUUUUUUUUUUUUUUUUUUACAGCAUUAACAAGAAAACUAAGGAGCUCGACACCUCACUGGUAGAAAUUCUGAGAGCCCUGACAUUUAAAAAGAGGCACUUAGAACUUUAAAAGUAUAUUAAAAACAGUUUAAAAAAAUGAAUUCCAUGGAUAUGCAUGAAUUCCAGCUGUUGCUGAAAAUAUCUCUAUAAUAUUCAUGCAUCAAUCAUCAAUUUUAUUGUGACUUUUUGUGAAUUUCAAGACUGAAAUGUUUCUUUUUUAAUAAACUGAGGGGGUGAAUGGAGGUGGGCUAUUUUAUAAAAGUUCACAUACAUUUCCAUGUUUUAAUACACUCCAAGUCCAUUUUACACCAGAUUUCUCCUUUAAGAGUACUGAGAAACUGAUCUUCUAAGGUAUAGCCAGAUAUGGGCAAAACGUAUAUAUUUUAACAAUAUUACAACAGUAUUAACUAUUGCCGUGAGUUUGAAUGCUGUGCAGAUUGUCCUAAAACAAUUAUACAACAUGCACAGCUAUAAGUCCACUUUUAAAAAUGAAGCAUGUUUGCGCUGUGUUGCCUUAUGGACAUAAGUCAGUAUCACCUGCCUUAAAGAGCCAGAUAUUUUAUGCAUUUUCUAUUCUGUUUCUAUUGACAUGUGGGUUUGUUUAUGUGAUGGGAAGAAAACGGUAACACUUUAUUUGAAGAGGACCUACAUAGAGGCUUUAUAGAUACAUCCGUAAGCAUUGAAUAAUGAUAUUAAUAAAGCAUGGCUUUGAUUCUUGUGAAUAUCUUAUGACAUUUUUCUUACUGAUGGAGAUGUUAUGUCAAUACAGACUCACUGACUUCAUAUGUUACAACUGAUUGCAUAAGCUAUGCAAAUGCUUUAUGCAGUCCUUAUGAAUGUGUUAUAAAGCCCCUAUGUAUUGCAGGUACCAUUUAAUAAAGUGUUACCAAGAAAACUUUAUCUACCUAUUAUUCCACACUGUACUGCAAAAGCCACAGUGCACAUACACACAACACUGUCUGCUAUUUCUUUUUUUUUAACUGUUGUUUCUUUUUUUGCACGAAACCUCACUCCAUCAAAACCUUGUCUUCCUCUGAAAUGCAGUGUACUUUUGUCAGAACAACUUUCCAAAUGAAAAAUAAAAACCCACAAGACGCAAUGA